Sclerotinia sclerotiorum 1980 UF-70 is the source of this 831-nucleotide messenger RNA. RefSeq lists its product as hypothetical. Gene Ontology annotation, cellular component: SAGA-type complex; nucleus. The record is from RefSeq and is a predicted model, not a curated record. Gene Ontology annotation, molecular function: transcription coactivator activity; zinc ion binding; chromatin binding. The transcript has 3 exons. Gene Ontology annotation, biological process: regulation of transcription by RNA polymerase II; chromatin remodeling. The coding region runs from base 1 to 831 and encodes 276 amino acids. Lineage: Eukaryota; Fungi; Ascomycota; Leotiomycetes; Helotiales; Sclerotiniaceae.
AUGGGUAUCAUUCGCAAGAAGACGGCCAUGAGGGGAGGUGAGGGUGGUGUUAAAUAUGUCUGUGAUGUUUGCUCCGCAGAUAUUACUAAUACCGUCCGAAUUCGAUGCGCCCACUCCGCUUGCAAUGAAUAUGACCUAUGUGUGCAAUGUUUCUCAGAUGGAAAGUCUUCCUCACAACAUCAACCGGCUACUCAUCCAUUUCGAGUCAUUGAACAAAACUCCGUUCCAAUUUAUACAAAAGAUUGGGGGGCAGAUGAGGAGUUAUUGUUAUUGGAAGGCUGCGAGAUUUAUGGAUUAGGAUCUUGGGCAGAUAUUGCAGAUCACAUUGGAGGAUUCCGAAGUAAAGAUGAGGUUAAAGAACAUUACAAGAGGGUUUAUCUGGAUAGUCCAAAAUUCCCAUUACCAAAACGAGCCAGUCCACAUGAUACCGAAUUGAUGGAUGCAUUACCGCGAGAAGAAUUUCAAGCUCAAAAAAAGAGAAGAAUAGAGGAACGAAAAGAGGCAGCUAAAAAUGCACCUCCUCCACAACCCAAAAAGAAACCCACAGCCAGUGUACCAUCAUGUCAUGAAAUUCAAGGUUAUAUGCCUGGUCGUUUGGAAUUCGAAACCGAAUAUGCGAAUGAAGCAGAAGAGGCUGUUCAACUUAUGUCAUUCGAACCUGGUGAUGGAACUAAUCCUAUCACAGGAAAGUUAGAACCGGAAUUCGAACUCAAAAUGACAUCAUAUUUGAACAUAACCUUCUGGAAUAUCGGAAAGCAGUUGCUCUUGACAAAAAGCGCACCAAAGAAGAGAGGGAUCUUCUUACCCGUGCAAAACCUUUUGCAAGAAUGA